Molecule: messenger RNA, 3555 nt
Organism: Candida tropicalis MYA-3404
Lineage: Eukaryota; Fungi; Ascomycota; Pichiomycetes; Serinales; Debaryomycetaceae
Gene: ELF1
Product: Elf1p
Exons: 1
Coding region: 1-3555 (1184 amino acids)
Molecular function (GO): ATP binding; ATP hydrolysis activity
Source: RefSeq, a predicted model, not a curated record
AUGUCUAAGUCAUUUGAUGAUUUCAUAAAGCAACAGCAACUGGCUCAAAACAAGCCAAAGGGGUUUGGUUAUAGAAAUAAUAAUAACCAAGGCUACAACUACAACCAAGCUUAUGGUAUGAGUCAACCAUUUCAACCAACUGGUCAAAGUUACCAAAAUUACAAUCAAGGUUACAACCAAGGAUACCAAAACUACAACCAGGGCUACCAAAACUACAACCAAGGGUACAAUCAAAACUAUAACAACAAUAAUAGAUACAAUAAUACCCAAAACUCAGGAAUUUCCUCACCUGCAAGUUCUGUUCCAACCAGCGGUAGAAACACCCCUAACCCUAAUGCAUCCACUACUUCUUUGACAUCAUUGAAUACUGCACUUUCCAAGUUGAAUGUAUCAAAUCUUCCAUUUGAAGAAAACUUGAGUAAAAUUGAAAGCGCAUCUAAAAUAGCUGAAGUUAGACCAGAAGUUGAAACUAUUAUUUCCAUAAUAGCCGAAGAAGAAAGUUUAUCUGUGAUAAAUGAAUGGAAAUUGAACGAUAUCUUGAAAUCAUUAUUGAAACCAAAGAAUUCUCCUUUGGUCAAAGAAGCAGCUUUAUUGAUUAUUCAACAAUUGGCAACUAAAUUCGGUGGUCAAACUCCAAAGGAAGCUUACUUGUUGCAAUUCUUAUCCACUGCAUAUGAUAUGUUUACUGAUAAAGAUAAAAAUGUUAUUAAAGCUGCUAAAUCUGCUACUGAUUCAUUGUAUGGUAUUUUCCCAGUUGAAGCUUUAGGUUCGAUUGUAUUGGAUGAAUACUUGACCAUUCUCAAAUCUGGUGCUAAAUGGAACUCUAAAGUUUCAGCUUUGGUUAACUUUGAUAGAUUGAUUGAAGAAGUUCCAGCAGAUGUUUUGGAAAUGAAAUUCAUUGACGUUGUCCCAGUAUUGACUGAUUUGUCUACUGAUUUCAAACCUGAAUUGGCUAAAGCUGGUAUCACCACUUUGAAAAAAUUUGUCAAAGUUUUAGAUAACUUGGAUUUGCAAAACAAGUACGAUUUGAUUGUUGAAACUUUAGCUGAUCCUCAAAAAGUCACUGAUUGUAUCAAGAACUUAUCCUCUGUCACUUUCGUUGCUGAAGUCACUGAACCAGCUUUGUCCUUGUUGGUGCCAAUUUUGGAUAAAUCUUUGAAAAUGUCAUCAUCUUCAAAUGAACAAUUGAGACAAACCGUCAUGGUCACAGAAAACUUAACUAGAUUAGUCAACAACAAGAGAGAAAUUGAACAAUUUAUUCCAAUUUUGUUACCAGGUGUUGAAAAAGUCGUCAACAAUGCUUCUUUGCCAGAAGUUAGAGAAUUGGCUGGAAAAGCUUUGAAAGUUUUGAAAGAUGCUGAAAGUGAACAAACUGACGGUAAAUUCCAUGGUAGAAUUACUUUAGAACAAGCCAAGAACUUCUAUACUGAAAAUAUUCCAGAAGAAGAGCAACCAACCGCUUUGUUGAAGGAUGAAAAAUUGGCUAAUUAUUUGGCCAUUGUUUUGCAAGUUGAUGCUCAUGUCAAUGACUGGAAACGUUUGAAGGAAUACUUGGUCAUGGCCACUAGCAAUGAAAAAUAUGCUGAAUUGGUCGUUUCUCAUGUCAGACAUUUAUUCAACCCAGAAUCUGAUGAUGACGGUGUCAGUGAUGAUGGUGCUGUUGUUAUUGUUGAUGCUGAUUUUUCGUUGGCAUAUGGUACUCGUAUGUUGUUGAACAAAACCAAAUUGCGUUUAUUGAAGGGUCACAGAUAUGGUUUGUGUGGUAGAAACGGUGCUGGUAAAUCCACUUUGAUGAGAGCCAUUUCUAAAGGCCAAUUGGAAGGUUUCCCAUCAGCAGAUGAAUUAAGAACUUGUUUUGUUGAACAUAAAUUGCAAGGAUCUGAAGCUGAUAUGGAUUUAGUUAGUUUUAUUGCCCUGGAUCCUGAAUUGGCUACAGUUGAAAGAUCUGAAAUUGAAAAAGCUUUGAAAGAAGUUGGUUUCCCAGAUGAAAGAUUACAACAACAAGUUGGAUCCUUAUCUGGUGGUUGGAAAAUGAAAUUGGAAUUGGCCAGAGCUAUGUUGAUGAAAGCUGAUGUCUUGUUAUUGGAUGAACCUACCAAUCACUUGGAUGUUACCAAUGUUAAAUGGUUGGAAGAUUAUUUAGUUGAACAUACUGAGAUUACCUCCUUGAUUGUUUCGCAUGAUUCUGGAUUCUUAGAUGCUGUUUGUACUGAUAUUAUUCAUUAUGAAAACAAGAAAUUGGCCUACUACAAGGGUAAUUUGUCUGAAUUUGUCAAGAUCAAGCCAGAAGGUAAAUCUUAUUACACUUUGACUGACUCCAACGUCAAGAUGGCAUUCCCACCUCCAGGUAUUUUAACUGGUGUUAAAUCUAAUACUAGAGCUGUUGCCCGUAUGUCCAAUGUUACAUUCACCUACCCAGGAGCUGAUAAACCUUCUUUGAAAGAUGUUUCUUGUUCCUUGUCAUUAUCUUCCAGAGUCGCUAUUUUGGGUCCAAAUGGUGCUGGUAAAUCUACUUUGAUCAAAUUGUUGACUGCUGAAUUGGUUCCUCAAGAAGGUAAAGUUGAAAAACAUCCAAACUUGAGAAUUGGUUAUAUUGCCCAACAUGCAUUGCAACAUGUCGAACAACAUAAAGAAAAAACUGCCAAUCAAUAUUUGCAAUGGCGUUAUAGAUUUGGUGAUGAUCGUGAAGUUUUAUUGAAAGAAAGUAGAAAAGUUUCUGAAGAUGAAAUUGAAAUGAUGUCUAAAGAAAUUGAUAUUGAUGAUGGUAGAGGUAAACGUGCUAUUGAAGCUUUAGUUGGUAGACAAAAAUUAAAGAAAUCUUUCCAAUAUGAAGUUAAAUGGAAAUACUGGUUGCCUAAAUAUAACUCCUGGGUUCCAAAAGAAGUUUUACUUGAACAUGGUUUCGGCAAAUUGAUUCAAAAAUUCGAUGAUCAUGAAGCUUCAAGAGAAGGUUUAGGUUAUAGAGAAUUAACUCCAUCUGUUAUUCGUAAACAUUUUGAAGAUGUUGGUUUAGAUGGUGAUAUUGCUGAUCACACACCAAUGGGAUCAUUAUCUGGUGGUCAAUUGGUUAAAGUUGUUAUUGCCGGUGCCAUGUGGAAUAACCCUCAUUUGUUAGUCUUGGAUGAACCUACGAAUUAUCUUGAUAGAGAUUCUUUGGGUGGUUUGGCCAUUGCUAUUAGAGAAUGGAGUGGUGGUGUUGUCAUGAUUUCACAUAAUAAUGAAUUUGUGGGUGCUUUAUGUCCAGAACAAUGGCAUGUUGAAAAUGGUCAAGUUGUCCAAAAGGGAACUGUUGCAGUUGAUUCUAAUAGAUUCGAAGAUAAUGGUGGUGAAAAUGCAUCAAAAGAAGGUUCUCCAGCACCAAGUGCUCCACUUAAAAAGAGAGCUGAUGAUGAUGAUUCUCCAGCAAAUAUCAAAGUUAGAACUAGAAAGAAGAAGAUGACAAGAAAUGAAAAGAAGGCACAAGCUGAAAGAAGAAGAUUGAGAUAUAUUGAAUGGUUAAGUUCACCUAAGGGCACUCCAAAACCAGUUGAUACAGAUGAUGAAGAUGAAGAUUAG